AUGGAGGGCUCUUUCUCUUGUGCGCCUCCUCGAGUGGUCGCAAGCAUUGCCUGCAUCCCUCCACGGGUCGCGUCAGGUCAGUGCCGACGAGUCGCUCGCUCGCUCGCCCCUCAAGUACUGCAUGUCUUCGUGUGCUUGAGCCGCGUCUACUCCGACUGGGGAGCUCUGAAUGACGACGGCGGGUUGAGCAAGGAACGCAACAUCUCUGUCACAUGGGGAGAGGACGUCGGAGCUCCGGCGCGGUACCUGACGAGUCUCGAAGCGACAGCAUCAGCCUAUGACGAUGCAUGGAUCUUCUUCACGGAUGACGAGCAAGAGUUUCACCCGACACUGAUCGGCCGCAUGCUCUCCGACGUCUCCCCUUCUUCCCUGGUCCUUCAGAAUCGGCACCGACACUUGCAGCGCAACUCGAGCGGGGGGAUGGUUGCUGGUCGUUUCGGGUUGCUCAUGCGCAGACAUGUCCUCGCUCAGCUCCGCGCGUUUCCUAUCGCGUUUCCAGCGAGGCGAGCAGGAGAUCAGUGGAUGUCAAUCUACUUGCACAAGAGGAGAGUCCCUGUCGACCCCAGCAAUGUGGAGGAGCUGGAAGCAAUAUUUGACAAGCCCUCGCUCAACCAGCUCGAGGAUUCUCCUGAGCCUGCAGACGUCGCCGAGCUACAGGCUUUCUAUGCCGUUCGCUUCUGGCAGUCGCGGGUCUUGGACCAAGCCUCGGGGUCCUGGAGUCUUCCUGGGCAUGCAGCAGGCUGGGAGUGCGAGAGAGGACCGUCGGCAUGGCAGACAAGCUCUUGUGCUGCCUCGCAGGUCUGUCACGUGCACGGACGCUACGUGAUGUACGCGGGUGAGGACGCACAGUUCGUGGGGGCUGGACUAGGUCGCUGCGACGACUCGGACGAGAGGCACGCGUGGGUAGUGGAGAGUGAGACCUCGCUGACGCUUCCUCGUCGAUCUCAGUGGGUUCCGGGGCCCUCCAUCUUCCUGCGCAGAUACUCAGCCGGGAACUUCGGGCACUUUCUUUUGGAUUCCAUUGUUCCUGCCUUCAUCUCCUUGUACACAAUGAUACCAAAUGUCUCGCUUCCAGAAAACAUCGUCGUUGACGACCUUUGCGAUGACGGAGCGAGUCUGUUCGAGUACUCAGCUGCUGAUUGUGACAGGAUGAGCCAACGCAUCUUGCCGGAGCUCGCCAAGUCAGUGAUCUAUGUCAAGGCGAUGCGACAUCCCGUGUGCUUCGAGACUCUGAUCUCCUCCAACUGCAAGGUCACCAACAUGGAACAAGUCAGAGGUUCUGUGCAAGAUGCCCUUGGCAAUGCUUCGACAAGGGUGUUGCUACAUGAUCUGAGCCUCCUGGCUUUUGCUGAGCAGGUUGAGAUGGUCUCUCGCUCCUUCCUGUUAGUUUCUCCAGGAGGAGCUGCCUCCAUGAUCUCAGUGUUCUUGCCUGCCAAGUCGACGCUCAUCCUCGGCAGUUUCUGCUCGCAGUGUCUCGUCAGCUCGUGCUACAAUCAUGAAGUCGAUUACUUGUUCAGCAUCUUUCCUUCCAGGGAUGACGUGCGCGUUGUGCUCUAUCCCAUCAAGGAGGAGGAUUUUGUGCCUCCCAACAAGCCUCAAGGUUGUGACUACCGCUUUGGCGAUCAGUCCUGGAUGAAGCAGCAGGCUCAGCUGGCUUUCACGUCCUUCUUCCUCUCUCGGGACAAGCAAGCUUGA
Guillardia theta CCMP2712 is the source of this 1695-nucleotide messenger RNA. RefSeq lists its product as hypothetical. The record is from RefSeq and is a predicted model, not a curated record. The transcript has 2 exons. Bases 1 to 1695 code for a protein of 564 amino acids. Lineage: Eukaryota; Cryptophyceae; Pyrenomonadales; Geminigeraceae.